AUCCGAUUGGCAGGAGGUAGGAAGCCGGCCCCUGGGCGCGGCCUGCGGGGGGCAGGAGACCGCCGGGGGAAGCCGGGGGCCAGAGCCCGGACAGCAGUCGCCCGCAGCUGCAGGGAGCUCGCGUCGCGCCUCCGCCCGGUGCGCCCCACUCGGCCCGCUGACCCCGCGCUGCGCCCCGCCACUGGCAUGUGUGCCGCCCAGAUGCCGCCCCUGGCGCACGUCUUUCGAGGGACAUUCGUCCACUCCACCUGGACCUGUCCCAUGGAGGUGCUGAGGGAUCACCUCCUCGGCGUGAGCGACAGCGGCAAAAUAGUGUUUUUAGAAGAAGCAUCUCAACAAGAAAAACUGGCCAAAGAAUGGAGCUUCAAGCCAUGUGAAAUACGAGAACUGAGCCACCAUGAGUUCUUCAUGCCUGGGCUGGUUGAUACGCACAUCCAUGCCCCUCAGUACUUUUUUGCUGGAAGUAACGUAGACCUGCCCCUUUUGGAGUGGCUGACCAAGUACACAUUUCCUACGGAACACAGAUUCCAGAGCACUGAGUUUGCUGAGGAAGUAUACACUCGAGUUGUCAGGAGAACACUGAAGAAUGGAACAACCACAGCCUGCUACUUCGGAACAAUUCACACUGACUCAUCUCUGGUCCUUGCCGAAAUUACAGAUAAAUUUGGACAGCGAGCAUUUGUUGGCAAAGUGUGCAUGGAUUUGAAUAACACUGUCCCAGAAUACAAGGAGAGCACCGAGGAAUCCGUCCAGGAAACACAGAGGUUUGUGUCAGAAAUGCUUCAAAAGAAUUAUCCCAGAGUCAAGCCCAUAGUGACACCACGGUUUUCCCUUUCUUGCUCUGAGACUUUGAUGAGUGAACUCGGCAACAUUGCGAAGACUCGUGAUUUGCACAUUCAGAGCCAUGUAAGUGAAACUCGUGAUGAAGUUGAAGCUGUGAAAAAAUUAUACCCCAGUUAUAAAAACUACACCGACGUGUAUGAUAAAAACAAUCUUCUGACAAAUAAGACGGUGAUGGCCCAUGGCUGCUACCUUUCUGCAGAAGAACUGGACGUCUUCCAUGAACGAGGAGCGUCCAUCUCACACUGCCCCAAUUCUAAUCUAUCGCUGAGCAGUGGCUUUCUAAACGUGAUGGAAGUGCUGAAACAUGAAGUAAAGAUAGGGCUGGGAACAGAUGUGGCUGGUGGUUAUUCCUAUUCCAUGCUUGAUGCAAUCAGAAGAGCAGUGAUGGUUUCCAAUGUCCUUUUAAUUAAUAAGGUGAAUGAGAAAAGCCUCACCCUCAAAGAAGUCUUCAGACUCGCUACUCUUGGGGGAAGCCAAGCCCUGGGGUUGGAUAGUGAAAUUGGAAACUUUGAAGUGGGAAAGGAGUUUGAUGCCCUUCUGAUCAACCCCAAAGCAUCCGACUCUCCCAUCGACCUGUUUCCUGGGGAUUUUGUUGGUGAUAUUUCUGAGGCUGUCAUCCAGAAGUUCCUUUAUCUAGGAGAUGACCGAAAUAUUGAGGAGGUUUAUGUGGGCGGAAAGCAGGUGGUUCCAUUUUCCAGUUCCGUGUAAGACCUUCGGGUAUCUACGAAGUUCUCCUGGGAUAUGUGAUUCCACAUUUCCCUUGUGCCCAGGUGGAGUUAGAAAGUGAAAAAAAUAGUACCUUGCUCUUGGGAUGACUCUCUCUUUCUGUGUCUAGUUACAGUAUUCACUUGACAUUGUUUGAAGGAAGUGCACUAAUUCUCAACUCGGGUUGAGAGGGUUCAUAAUUACAUAAAAACCUCCCUCUCCCUUUUGAGCUGCUCAGAUUUGCUUUCAGCUCAAACAGAAGGGAAUGCUAUUGCUGGUGGUGGUUUUAUGAUGAGAUAUAAGUAAAAUCUUGUUCAUAUUUGGAAAUGUGGAAGGAAAAGAUAUGCCUUCCUAUAUGGCUAGGUAUUUUGAGCUAAUAAAUGCAAAAAUUAGAAAACUGAAAAUGAACCAGUGAGUGUAUUUUUAAGAGAGAAGAAAAGUUCGACUGUGCACAAAUGGUGGAAAAUCACUUCAGAUGGUGUUUGAAAAUUAUAUACUGAGCAUACUAAUUCUCAAAGAGAAUGUGUUGAAUUUUAAAAUGUUUCUAGAUUGACCUUGUGUUUUGGAAAUUUGCACCUAAUGGGAUUUGCAUUUCAGAGAUGUGUUAUUGUUGUGCUUCGCCUUCCUUGGGGAUGAAUGCCAGAAAUUGAAUGCCACAUGCUUUCUUAAUAUAGUUUCGUGCUUCAAGUGCUUGACAGAAGUUGGGUAUUAAAGAUUUAAAGUCUCUUAGGAACAUUAUUCAUGUAACUAAAUGGCAUAAAUAGUUGUAUUUUUGUGUACUUUAGAAUUAUCUUAAUUUUUAACUGUGUGAUGUUAUAAUUGCUUCCACUUUAUUAGAAGAGAGACAAAUUCCACACUCCAGUGUUGUAUGGGCUGGAGUCGUCACAAAUUGGAGCAAGUACCGGGCAUUUAGGGGCUCCUAACCCUAACAGGAAGGGUUCCAUUAACAUGGCCUGUUCUUCUCAAAUAUUAUACCGUAGUCACGGGAAAUUUUGUACUUGCUGAUCCGUCUACUGGAAUUUUAAAAUGAAGGAUAAAUCUUGUUAAGGAAAUGUGAAAAAUGUUUAAGCCUAGUUUAGCUCUAUUUUCUAAUUUUAUCCAAUCAUCUAUUUCCUUAUAAUUUUCAAGCCCCUAGAAUUUUAUGACCAUGAAAAAUACAUAGAUAUCCCAUUUAAUGUUUAUAUUAAUAGGACUUAAUCUGUACUAGACAUCUAGGAACAUUAAACAAAGCAAAGAGUAUUUUUAUGCUUCCUAACUAAUAUAUUCUUUCUCAUAACCUAGAAUUAAAAUCAAAUUAUGACGUUUUGAUAAAUCCUUAAGAAGUAUUGAUAUAAAUGUUACUUAAAUCCUAUAUUUUUCUUAUCUAAUUCCAAAUACUAUAACCAAACAAGAAAAAGGAAUCAACUUUCUUAAUAGAUUAUUCCUUAGCUUAUCUUAUAGUAGGAAACUCUAUGCAGUAUAGCUAAUCCCAUAUUAACAGAACACAAUUCUCCAGUCUGUAAUGUAAGUUCUACUUUCACUUAUUCACACUAAUUCAGGCCCCAUUUUUAAUUUGUUUGUUUCUUUUGGGGGCCUUUUAGAUUUGCUUGUGUAUACACCUAAAGAGAGAACAAAAUUUUGGUCUUGUGUUUUAAAAAAAACAACAGAGUUUGUUUUGUGGAAUAUGAAGUAACUCAGUAAAUCCGGUUUCCAGACUUAGUCUGUAUUUACACUAUUUCUAAUUCCUGAGCCACGUCAAAGACGCCCUGCCAAACUCCUCUCCAUCUCUACAGGGCUAGCAGGUGUUUUCUGCUCUCUCUCUCAAUUCCUGCCAAAGGAACUUGGUUUCAUCACAUGCUAUCUGACCACAUGAGUAGGCUUAGCACUUGAGAUGAGAGAGAGAAGAUCCACUAAUAGGCAGCAGCUGCUUUCAGCCUUUGCAAGAUCCUACGUUUUUCCCUUCCUCAAGGGUGUAUGUUUGAUGUUGAACAUCAGUUUUCAUUUACAUUUUAGAUUCACGUGCAGUAAAUAUAAAUGAAUAUAGCAUCGCAAGCAGGAAGAAUGGCGGUCUACAACCAUUCUGUCAAACAGCAUUAAAUUUACCCCUGGUAGUAUGUUCAAGACCUGGCUAUCUUUUCUAGUAAAAAUAAAAUGUGUUGAGAUGUUUACAUGUACUUUGAUCUCUCUGUAUCACUAAUACUUAUGUGUUUUAUUUCUCCAAGUGCAGUGUUCCUGAAUGUCGCACAUGGUUUUCUUCAGUGCCAUAGGCAUUAGCCAUACAUGGGGCCAGAUGUUCUGUGCUUUGAAAUGUUGCCUUUGCCUGAUGUAGGUUGACUUUCUGAACCGUGGAGAGUCACGAUUCCAAGCCAAUGCUAUCUGUCACUCUGUGUUUGAAUAUUUUGCUCUCUGACAGGAAAGAAAGAAUUAAAACUUCUUACCAGCCCCUCAUCCCACUCUCCUACAUUUGCCUCAUGUCCAUGGUAUUUUCAGUGGAAUACACUUUAAAAGAUAAAAGAUAUUCAAAAGUAUCCACAGUCAUAAGUUUACAAAAUAUUUUGGUAACCAAAACCCAAUCAGCUAAGGUGAAUUUCAUUUUCAAACAAGAGGAAAACAUGGGAAAUAAAAGAUUGGGAUGAAAAGGCCAAGGAGACGCCUUCAUUCUCUCAGCUUCUAUUCUUACUGAAUUGUCAAAGGUUUUAGACUCAAAGAGGCUAUGUUGGAACUAGCUUCCUCGUGCCAGGAGGAAGUCUUCUAAGUUAAAGUGAGCACUGAACCCCGCCGAGUCUCUUUUUUACUUCAGUGGGAAUUCUAUGGGUUAAAGGAAAGAAAAUGGUAGGGAACUCCCUGUUUUGCUAAGCUAACUUUGAAGUGUACCCUUGACGAUUCUUGUUGGCAGCGGCAGCUGAGAUCUUAGAAAGGAAACAUAAUGGGUAUGAGAUCUAGCAAUGCAUUUGGAAUCUUCACUCCCUACCAGACUCUCCCUAUUUUAAAUCUUUUCACCUCAGAACCAGACAUAUGGAAAGCUGUGAAGGCAAGCUGGAAGGCACAUUGUAUCAUCUCUACCUUGUGCUGCCUGGGGGAGAGAUCUUGGAUGCUUCUAGAACCUAUUCGAAGUCUUUCCAUUGUCCAUUUUUAAAGUUGAUGAUGCUGGAAACAUGACAUGUUUUACAAAGAGUGUUCUGAGUUUAUUAAAAGGUGGACUAAGAAGGGUGCCAUGAGCAAUGACUUGAAAUAAUUUACAAGUUGUGUCGAUUGUUAUACUUUUUUUUUGAGGCUUAACGGAGGUGUUAACAAUUUCUGAUGUAUUAGCCACUUUAGGUACGACUUUGGACCUCAUAGUUAAUUAUGUCACUAAAGGCAUGAAGAGAAAGUGCACAAAUGAUGAGAGGACGGGGUUAGAAGACGCUGACAUCGGUCCCCAGGCGUGUUUCCACCUCCCUUUCCUUCCCACAGCCCUGAGGGGGUGAGAUCGAGAGCUGAGGAGUUAGUUUGCAGAUCGAGUCCAAAUGGAGUGAAAUGCAGAAGCCACCCAGGCCAAUGAUGGAAGUAAAUGUAACCUCCGAGAUGGGUUCAAGUGAUGCAGGGGACAGAUGUUACAGCUUGUCUGUUUUUUGACAGUGAUUUCCUUGUCCAUUUCCCACCCAGAAGCCUGUCAGAAAGCAUUCUUUAGAGAAAAGCCCCUUCCCUUGUCGUUAACUCCAGAUUGCUGCUCUUAAGAAUAUAUAUGUGUGUAUUCACAGGGACAUUUUUUCUCAAUAUUUGUAUGAUUUGCUUAUUGUGCUAAGUGAGCUCCUUUGUGCUUCAGACAAAAAUAAAUGAGAUUUUGUGUUCAUGUUA
Molecule: messenger RNA, 5364 nt
Organism: Otolemur garnettii (small-eared galago)
Lineage: Eukaryota; Metazoa; Chordata; Mammalia; Primates; Galagidae
Gene: GDA
Product: guanine deaminase
Exons: 14
Coding region: 187-1551 (454 amino acids)
Biological process (GO): guanine catabolic process
Cellular component (GO): cytosol
Molecular function (GO): guanine deaminase activity; zinc ion binding
Source: RefSeq, a predicted model, not a curated record